Trypanosoma cruzi is the source of this 1197-nucleotide messenger RNA. RefSeq lists its product as uncharacterized. The record is from RefSeq and is a predicted model, not a curated record. Bases 1 to 1197 code for a protein of 398 amino acids. Gene Ontology annotation, cellular component: plasma membrane; endoplasmic reticulum; Golgi apparatus. The transcript has a single exon. NCBI's taxonomy places the organism in Eukaryota, Euglenozoa, Kinetoplastea, Trypanosomatida, Trypanosomatidae.
AUGCCACAAGGUGGACGGGGUCCCAUGGUGCUGCUAAAGCAGCAGCGGUUGCCCGCAUGGCAGCCCAUCCUUACGCCUCCACAUGUUGCGCUAGCUUUUUUCCUGCUGAGCAUAUUAUUUAUCCCUUUAGGGGUUUUCGUGACGCUAAUGAACAAACAGGCGAAGGAGGUUACCGUUCGUUAUGAUCAUAUUCAUCGCUGCACAAUUACACAUAACACAGGCGCCUUUAUAUAUGAAGGCAACAAUAUGACGUUUAAAACUGGAUGUAUGACGGAAGUUUCUUUUGAUAUCACGGAGAAACUUAAGGCCCCCGUAUAUCUUUAUUAUGAAUUAACAAGAUUUUAUCAAAAUCACAGGCGGUAUUCAAUCUCGCGAAACGAUGAACAAUUGGCCGGUAAAGCCGUGAGAUAUUUGCCAGACACGUCACCUCUUGCCAUACCAGGGGAUAUUUAUGGAAUCUCUGGGACUCCCAUCAAAUACGUGGAUGGUUCGGAUUUGCGUUACAAGGAUUUUUUGUACGUUCCAGCCGGCCUCAUUGCCUGGUCCAUUUUCAAUGACACGUUUACUCUUUACACAGAGGCGACGAAUGGUGGAACUUCACGAAAACUCAUAUGCAACGCGACGGAUUUUUCGAAAGGGAACAAUCUUCCUCUUAAUGGCUCGGAGUCAAAAAAUAUGUGCGUCAAGAAGGGGAUUGCUUGGGAUACGGACGUGGAAUAUAAGUUUAAGGCCCCGGAUUUAGAGGCGAAAAAUCGUUUCUGGACGGCGGCAAAAGAAUUGUACACGGGGAAGGUGCCUACUCCAGAACUAUCAAAUGAUGACUUUUUCAACAAGGGGUGGUACGCGGGUGAACUGGGUCACGCCAUUCCCGUGACAACCGAUGAGGAUUUUAUGGUUUGGAUGCGUCCUGCAUCGCUUCCGAGCUUCCGCAAGCUGCAUCGUGUCAUCAACGUUGACCUUCCGCCAGGGAAGUACGUAAUGGUGAUUGGGGAGCACUUUGACGUCUCAUCAUUUGGUGGCACAAAAUCCUUUGCGCUGGCCACGCUCUCUUUCUUGGGAGGGAAGAACGUAUGGCUUGAGGCAUUAUAUUUCUCACUUGGUGGAUUUUCUGUGGUGUUUGCUGUUGUGUUGCUUUUGGUUCAUCGUUUUUCUGGAGACCGUGCCUCGAAGGCCAUUGAUGAAUUGAUUCAAAAGUGA